Papaver somniferum (opium poppy) is the source of this 2694-nucleotide messenger RNA. RefSeq lists its product as uncharacterized. The transcript has 3 exons. Gene Ontology annotation, cellular component: nucleus. Gene Ontology annotation, biological process: root development; embryo development ending in seed dormancy; leaf vascular tissue pattern formation. The coding region runs from base 1162 to 2196 and encodes 344 amino acids. The record is from RefSeq and is a predicted model, not a curated record. Lineage: Eukaryota; Viridiplantae; Streptophyta; Magnoliopsida; Ranunculales; Papaveraceae.
CUUCUGUGCCUGUUCUGUUAUGUCUAACAUGUAGUAGAUGUCUUCUCUAUCCAAUGUUAUAGGCUGCAUAUAACUUCGAUCCAAGAUUCCAAGAGAGCGGAGGAGUUGACAUUGAAGAAUUAUGUUCAGGCACUAGAGCAGAAGUCCAAUCUGCAAAACAGGAAAGAGGAAACAGUAAUUGCAAAAGCUCCAUGUUUAUAUUCACAGAAAAAGGAGCUGGACAGCGUAUCACAGAAAAAGGUUCAGCACUAUAGCACAGCGUUUCAAGUCGUUUUCUUCAAUUCAAGCCGAUUUAGACGGUAAGCAUAUUAGGUUUCUUUCAUCAGACUCAGAGGCUGAAAGUGAUGAAAAUGCUGCUGCUACUGAGGUUGGUAACAAGGAUGAGAAGUCCCUAACCUGUAAUCAUGGGAUUUCAUCUCAAGAUAGACAAAGUUUUGGAAAAAGUGCAUCUGCAUAUGAAGAAAUGGCACGACUUGGAUUGGAAGUUGAACUAGACGAGCCUUUAUCUGCCAGUGACACAUCAAGGUGCAUCAUGAAUAACAAAUCAAUGGGUAAGAAAAGGAAAAGUAGAUUCCUGAUUAGUGGUUCCAACCCUCUAUCUUCCAAAAUUUCUAAAAGGUCCAAGCUGAAUUUGGAGGGUGUUGAAGACAACGUGUUUCAAGAGAAUGAUGCUAAAACUUAACUGAUAGACAAUAGUGGUUCCGAGGUCGAGCUUUCCGACCUUAUGCUUAAUGAUAAAAUGAUGGAUACAUUCAUAAACCACCUGGAAGGAUCCAUGUCGGGUGCAUUCCGUUACUGAGGUUUUUGAGAGGAUGAUAGAUUUCUACGACGAACCAGGUCGCAUAGGAAAGAAAUCAAAAAUGAAAUUUUUAUUGAGGCAAGAGAAGAAAUGAAUUCAAUGUUCUCAUCAUAACCAGGUGUAUCUACUGGUGAUAUUUUAAAGAAAAUUGAGUCAUAUUUUGAAAAUGACUCUGGUACUAGAGAAGGCCAUUCCACACCGCAGAAGCAACUAAAUUUGUUGAGAUCUGUUGUGAGAAGUGGUUAACACAACAAAUUUCUGUCAAGGAAUUUGAAUCUUUGGGUUAUGGUGACUUCAUAAAAUUCUUGGAAGAUAAUUCCUCCAGUCUACCUAAUGAAUUAUAUGAAAGUUUAUCUGGACACAUGAGUGGGAAUUCCCUUCUAGAGGUAUCCAUGCUUGGGAAGCAAUUGAUGAUGUUGCUAUCUCAAGCAGCAAGUAGCUUGUGGGGGAAUGAUGCAGUGACCUCAAAUGACAUCUCUUUGUUACCGAAGAGGCAAUUUCUUACAAUCGAUUUCCAAGUGGGUGGCAACAAUCCCUCAAAAGAUUUCUCUAAAUACUUAAUGGAACAAGAGAAAAGCCAAUUCUCCAGCUGUGUUUUGUUUUCCGCAGCUUUAUCGCGAUCUUGGCAUAAAGUGAAGACGAGAUUUUUACGAACUCAAGGAAACACUAAGUUGAAUACUGACUCAGGGCACAUCUCUGGGGCACGUGUAUCUGUUUCGGCCAAGGAUGCAGUUGAUUGCUUGAUCAGACCACCAAUGUUAUCAGAUCUACUAUUGUGGUCUCAUUGGGACCUUUUGUUUGCUCCUUCGCUUGGUCCUCUUGUGGAUUGGUUGGUAAGUGAAGCCAACACCAAAGAGUUGCCGUGUUUAGUGACAACAGACGGGAAGAUAAUCCAAAUAGAUCCCACGGUGACUGUAAAUGAUUUUUUGGUAGCUGCACUCCAAGGUUCUUCCUUCCAAACAGCUGUCAAAUUGCUGUCUUUGCUUUCUUUGUCUGGAGGGGAAAAGCAAGUUCCCUUGUCCCUUCUUAAGUGCCACGUGCACCAAGCAAUUCAAGUCAUCCUAAAAAAUUCAGUGGACUCUCUGGAAACUGGAAAUGAUUGGGAUGUUGAAUUAGGUGGCCAAGAUAAAGGGAUUCCUGUGGCAUCAAGGUUCAUUUUGGAGUGCCUUGGUUACCUUCCGUCAGAAUUUUGGAGUUUUGCUGCUGAGUUAUUUCUUUCAGGGUUCACAAGGGAAGGCCCUGCAGCGAUAUUACUCCAGUGCACCCUACUCGGUCAACGAAUGAUGCUUCAUGAACUUGGGUUUUCUCUUGACAUUGAGGAAUGGAUUGAAGAUUAUCAUGUGUUUAUAUCUAGUGCUGCUGAUGGUUUUCCCUUUCACUUAGGAUCUCAAACAUAGAAGUGUCGAACGCUGGAUCUAGCAUUGCUGCUGAUGUACCAAAUGGAUCAGCGUAUCGACCUAAUUCUGAUGGAAAAGUAGCAGUCAUUGUUGAGACAGAUGGAUCUACUAAAUUUGUAGUGAAUGCGGUACUAGGGUGGAUCUCAACGAAGUGCCCAGCAAAGAGAUCAAUGAUAGCUGUGCAAGAGUUCCAUCAAAACAUGAAGGAGACGAAGAGGCCACACUUGUUGUUGAAUCUAUUAGGCGUAAUUUAUUUGAUCUAGUUCCAACUCAUGCUAUGUUAGGGAGAGCUCUCCACUGUAUUUCGCAAAAACUAUAUUCACGGGAUUCACAUUUUCUUCUGGAGCUGGUGAUUUCAUUUUCGUAUGCUUUAAUCAAAUUGGUUUCUUAUCCACUUAUACCUUGCUAUUUGUAUUUGAAAGUUGGUAUCUUGUAUCUGGAGAAUUGUCUAUGAUGAAUCACAUACUAUUAUGGCAAGAUGACAAAGAGUGAAUAUCU